This is a messenger RNA of Suillus subaureus, 1056 nucleotides long. Its product is annotated as GRASP55/65 PDZ-like domain-containing protein. Gene Ontology annotation, molecular function: protein binding. Bases 1 to 1056 code for a protein of 351 amino acids. NCBI's taxonomy places the organism in Eukaryota, Fungi, Basidiomycota, Agaricomycetes, Boletales, Suillaceae. The record is from RefSeq and is a predicted model, not a curated record. Gene Ontology annotation, cellular component: Golgi apparatus. The transcript has 5 exons. Gene Ontology annotation, biological process: Golgi organization.
AUGGGAGCAGGACAAUCAUCGACAUCUGCAGCACAAGCGCAAAAAUCCCAUGCCCUGCAUGUCUUACGAGUCACUGCUUCAUCGCCAGCCUCGCAGACGUCCAUAGAGCCAUUCUUUGACUUCAUCGUUGGCUUCGACGGCAGCGAUGCUUUCUACGCUGAGAGCGAUAUAGAUGCUACAGAGCUCGAAAGGAUAGUAGAAGAACAUGAGGAGAAAACGCUUAAUCUUCUAGUCUGGAACAGUAAAACGCGCACAACUCGAGUUGUACCAAUUGUUCCCUCGCGGGCUUGGGCUUUGACACAACAAGCAUCUAUCCCACAAGACGAUGUUGAGAACUCUCCUCAACCUUCUUUGUUGGGUUUGAGCAUGCGGAUGUGCGAAUUCGAGAAUGCGACAAACAAUGUUUGGCAUGUUCUUGAAGUUCUAGAAGGAAGUCCAGCAGAAAGCGCCGGUCUUGUUCCUUACGGCGACUGGAUAAUAGGAUGGUCCGGCGGCAUAUUGACCGCGGAGAACGAUUUUUACGAUGUCGUGGAAGCUCAUGUUGACAAGCCGUUGCGAGUUUAUGUCUAUUCAUAUGAUUUCGACAACCUCAGAGAGGUCGUACUGGUGCCCAAUCGCCAUUGGGGUGGCGAAGGGCUAUUAGGAUGCGUUUUUGGCUUUGGACUUCUCCACCGCAUUCCGUCGCAGACGGCGGACGGCCCAUCAGGCGCUGUCCUCCAGAAUUCUCACAGUGACCUUGAGGAUCAGCAGCUCUUUGUUCCCGCCGAUGUUUCACAGGGCUCACGAUCUUUCGGGGCAGAAGAUCAGAGACGUCCUUCCUUCGGAGUUCACCAGCGCCCAAGUGACAUUGCACAUCCUCGUCCCACCCACUACAAUGAAGCCACGCAAGGGCGACGGCCCGCUGGCGACGUGCUCCGGCGUGACUCAGCGUCAACCGCUUCACGUCCUGGGACACCGAGACGGUCCACCAACACGCCAAACCCUGCACCACAGACAUCGAACGCCAGCCGUUCAUUUGGUUCACUCCUCAAUGGUGAUUCGUCACCCCGCUCAUAG